AUGCUGCCAAUUACCGAACAGGAAAAUCCGAACACGAAAAACAUUGACCGCGUUUCGACGCUCGAAGCGGUUCAGCUUAUCAAUAACGAAGACAAAAAAGUUGCUGAAGCGGUCGAAAAGGUUUUGCCCGAAAUUGCGCAAACUGUCGAUAAAAUCGUUGAAAGAUUAGAGAACGGCGGACGGCUUUUUUAUGUCGGCACGGGCACAAGCGGACGGCUCGGAGUUUUGGAUGCAAGCGAGAUUCCGCCGACUUACGGCGUUUCUUACGAUCUGGUACAAGGCAUCAUCGCGGGCGGUUAUGACGCGCUUUUCAGG
Molecule: messenger RNA, 315 nt
Organism: Lymnaea stagnalis (great pond snail)
Lineage: Eukaryota; Metazoa; Mollusca; Gastropoda; Lymnaeidae
Source: the annotation of a GenBank genome assembly